Molecule: messenger RNA, 4638 nt
Organism: Diabrotica virgifera virgifera (western corn rootworm)
Lineage: Eukaryota; Metazoa; Arthropoda; Insecta; Coleoptera; Chrysomelidae
Product: zinc finger protein 420-like
Exons: 2
Coding region: 157-2469 (770 amino acids)
Biological process (GO): regulation of transcription by RNA polymerase II
Molecular function (GO): RNA polymerase II cis-regulatory region sequence-specific DNA binding; DNA-binding transcription factor activity
Source: RefSeq, a predicted model, not a curated record
UUCUGAUAUUCUGAAUUCUCAUCUCAUGUUAUUUUAUUUUUAUUGAUUUGAUUUUAUUCUUCCUUGGGCUGGGGCGCUUGGGUUUUGCGUUUGGGCCAGUUUGGGGUUGUUAAAUUGUUAUUGGAAUUUGUAAUACAUAGAAUUAAGCGUAAUUAAAUGGAAGUAAAACAAGAAAUUAGUGAGGAAACCUAUAAAAUAGAAAUAGACUAUAAUCACUUGGAUGAUGCUCUUUUGGUGGAUGGCAUUAAAUGUGAAAUUCAGGAGGAAUCCCAUAGGGAAGGUACUCAUGACACACAUGGUUCGUUAGACUUAAAGAAAUUUCCCAUAAAGACUGAAAUAGAACAACAUGGAAAUAUCCUUAACCAAUUUGAAGAAAGCGAAAACACUGAAAAAGAUUAUCUCGAAGGGAACAAGAUGGAAAUUAAAGAUACAGUAACUGAACAUUCAUCUAACGAAGAAAAUUCUAUGAAUCCACAUGCUGAAGGACAAUCAUUAAAUGAAAAUAUAAAAGUUGUGACUGGAGAAAAACCUCACAAGUGUGAAAUUUGUUUUAAGCAAUUUAUUCUAGCAAGUGUGUUGAAAAAGCAUUUGAGAGUGGACACUGGGCAAAAACCUCAUAAGUGUGAAAUUUGUUUUAAGCAAUUUAGUAAGGCAAGUAAUUUAAAAACACAUUUGAGAUUGCACACUGGAGAAACACCUUAUCAGUGUGAAAUUUGUUUAAAUAGGUUUGCUCGAAAAGGUCAAUUAACUGGUCACAUGAGAGUUCACACUGGAGAAAAAGCUCACAAGUGUGAGGUUUGUUUUAACAAAUUUAGCGAAGCAGGUAAUUUGAAACGACAUUUAAGAACACAUAUUAGAGAAAAACCUCACAAGUGUGAAAUUUGUUUAAAUCAGUUUGCUCAAAAAAAUCAUUUAACUGAUCACAUGAGAGUUCACACUGGAGAAAAACCUCACAAGUGUGAAAUUUGUUUUAAGCAAUUUAGCGUAGCCAGUAAUUUGAAAACACAUUUGAGAGUUCACACUGGGCAAAAACCUCAUAAGUGUGAAAUUUGUUUUAAGCAAUUUAGUGAGGCAGGUAAUUUAAAAACACAUUUGAGAUUGCACACUGGAAAAACACCUUAUCAGUGUGAAAUUUGUUUAAAUAGGUUUGCUCGAAAAGGUCAAUUAACUGGUCACAUGAGAGUUCACACUGGAGAAAAACCUCACAAGUGUGAGGUUUGUUUUAACAAAUUUAGCGAAGCAGGUAAUUUGAAACGACAUUUAAGAACACAUAUUAGAGAAAAACCUCACAAGUGUGAAAUUUGUUUAAAUCAGUUUGCUCAAAAAAAUCAUUUAACUGAUCACAUGAGAGUUCACACUGGAGAAAAACCUCACAAGUGUGAAAUUUGUUUUAAGCAAUUUAGCGUAGCCAGUAAUUUAAAAACACAUUUGAGAGUUCACACUGGAGAAAAACCUCACAAGUGUGAAAUUUGUUUAAAACAAUUUAGUGUAUCAGGUUCUUUAAAAAAACACUUGAGGUUGCACACUGAAAAAACACCUUAUCAGUGUGAAAUCUGUUUAUGUCGGUUUGCCCAAAAAGUUCAAUUAACUUAUCACGUGGCAGUUCACACUGGAGAAAAACCUCACAAGUGUGAAAUUUGUUUUAAGCAAUUUAGCGUAGCCAGUAAUUUAAAAACACAUUUGAGAGUUCACACUGGAGAAAAACCUCACAAGUGUGAAAUUUGUUUAAAACAAUUUAGUGUAUCAGGUUCACUAAAAAAACACUUGAGGUUGCACACUGAAAAAACACCUUAUCAGUGUGAAAUCUGUUUAUGUCGGUUUGCCCAAAAAGUUCAAUUAACUUAUCACGUGGCAGUUCACACUGGAGAAAAACCUCACAAGUGUGAAAUUUGUUUUAAGCAAUUUAUUCUAGCAAGUGUGUUGAAAAAGCAUUUGAGAGUGCACACUGGGCAAAAACCUCAUAAGUGUGAAAUUUGUUUUAAGCAAUUUAGUGAGGAAAAUAAUUUAAAAACACAUUUGAGAUUGCACACUGGAGAAACACCUUAUCAGUGUGAAAUUUGUUUAAAUAGGUUUGCUCGAAAAGGUCAAUUAACUGGUCACAUGAGAGUUCACACUGGAGAAAAUCCUCACAAGUGUGAUGUUUGUUUUAAGAAAUUUAGCGAAGCAGGCAAUUUGAAACGACAUUUACGAAGACAUAUUAGAGAAAAACCUCACAAGUGUGAAAUUUGUUUAAAUCAGUUUGCUCAAAAAAAUCAUUUAACUGAUCACAUGAGAGUUCACACUGGAGAAAAACCUCACAAGUGUGAAAUUUGUUUUAAGCAAUUCAGCGUAGCCAGUAAUUUGAAAACACAUUUGAGAGUUCACACUGGAGAAAAACCUCACAAGUGUGAAAUUUGUUUAAAACAAUUUAGUGUAUCAGGUUCUUUAAAAAAACACUUGAGAUUGCACACUGAAGAAACACCUUAUUAGUUUGAAAUCUGUUUAUGUCGGUUUGCCCAAAAAGUUCAAUUAACUUCUCACAUGACAGUUACUGGAGAAAAACCUCACAAGUGUGAGGUUUGUUUUAAGCAAUUUAGCGAAGCACGCAAUUUGAAACGACAUUUAACACAUAUUAGAAAAAAACGUUGGAAGUGUUUGUUUUAACACAUUUUGUGUUUGGAGAAUGUGGAGAAUUUGUUUUAACACAUUUAGCGCCAGGUGUCCACCGGUGGACAUUUUCAAUGUUCCCUUUAAGACCGCGUCCAAAUGUCCACCCAUAGACAUUUGAUGUUGCUUGCUUUAAGUCACCGUUUAUAUUAUUUUGACUUAUGGUGAGGUAUUUAGUGGUCCCAGGAAACAACAAAAUUUUACGUGGACCGGUCAGAAUGAAUGUAUCGGUUGUGAUUUUUGACAAUACAAAAAACCUGAUAUAAUUUGUGUGUUUUUACAUCGUUUAUUACAAAAAUAGACUUAAUUCUACCCUAAUAUUAAUAAAAAGAAAUGAAAGAGAAAAAUAUUAAAAAGCAAAUAAUCUUAACGUAUUUGUAAUACAACAACAAAAAUAAUAAAAAUUAAAUUUCUAGAAAUGAGAUAUUGCUACGGUAUGUUUUUAAACCAAGAGGUUGUUGUAAUUUAUUCAACCUCAGACAUGUUUACUCCACUGUUUUCAAAUUUUGACACUAAUGACAUUUAUAAAAUGUUGACGCUAUUGGUAUUUCAUAGGUUCAUUAAGUUAUAUCAGCGAUUUUUUGUAUUUUCUGCGUGAUUACUUUAAUUUUUAGAUUUUUAGUCUGUUUUUAUAUAAAAAAAAACAGUUGUUUUUAGAACUCUUUAUCGACGUAGUAGUAUGAUAUAAAGUUUAUGGAUUACCGUCGAAGGCCGACAUGAUCAACCAAAAAAGAAGAUGUAGGUAUUUGGUGAUAUUUCUAGUGACUUUCUUGGAUGUGAAUGUCUUUAGUUUACUACUCUUGGUUUAAAAACAAAGCUUAGAUGCUUUUGAAAAUAUUCGAGGCACAUUGGCAGGUAGCACUUAUCGCAAUAUGUAUUAAUUCUUUUCGCAUUUUUACGAGCAUAAACUAGAUUUUGUCGCUGACACAUAUUCUUGUAACAUGGGUUGCACCUUUUUCUGGCAACCCUCUUUUGUCCAUCGUAUUCUUUCAAGAAGUGUUUUAUCCUGGAUGUGGAAGGGCUUUGAUUGUAUUGUAUUUAAAUAUUGAUAUACCAGAGCCUCGACGAUAUUUUCUUUUAAUUCUAUUAUAUCCAAUUUCUUGUUAUUAAUUUUCUUAUACAGAUGCAGAGCAUUUACCAUAGCUGUUAAAGGAACAAACUGUUAUAAACGAGUCGCUUAUACAACUUGACGGUUCUUCUCACGUAUGGUGUAUAAGAUGUCAUCUGAUCAGAAGUGUCGACAAAAGCUUUUUCUUUGUUGUAAUCUACAACCAUCCCUGGUUUAUGAACUUCUUGUCCUCUGCGAUUUACUGUGACCAUAGAAUCUUCAUGUUUGGUACUGAGCAUAUGAACAUCUCUUUUAUCUUUUCAUUUGCAGACAACUCUUUUAUUUUCGUUUUGUUGGGCCACGACUUCGCCAGUUUAGCUUUUACCACAUCUGUGGGAUUAUAUUUUUGUUUGUCCUUAGGGUUCCCACUAAGGAAAUCCGUGACCACUGGUGGGCAUAUUUGGUCCCACAAUGUAAAAUUACAACCUGUGACCACCGUGGACACGGUGGUCACGCGGCCACCACAACAAAACAAAGCUGAAAAGGAAAAAGUGUGGUUUAAAAUAUAAUAAUAAACAUUUCAAAAUCAGGUUUCUAGACAAAAAAGCAUUUUAAAUAUUUGGUCCCAGGGAGUGAAUAACCAAUUACAGCGUGGCGCUAAAUGUUUAAAGCAGUUUUCUGUGAAAAGUACAUUAAUUGAAAUCACAUUUUGAGAUUGCAUACCUAUAAAAAUUUCUCUUAAGUCAUUUGAUGCAGCAUAUGAUUUUAAAUAACAUACCAGAAGGCAAACUUGGACUAAAAUGGAGACUACACCUAACUAACUAGAAAUAUAUAUGUUGGUGUAGUAUUGUAUAAAUCAGAUUUUCAAAUUACAUAUUCCAAACCUUGUUUUAAGUCAGGUGCAAGGCUACUUUUGUAAUAUGUAAUAUAAUAUAUUUAUAUAA